CCUCGUCUCGUUUUAUUUCAAACUUGCAUCUUUCUCAUACCUCUCUCAUCCUCUCAUACCUCUUCAAUCUCUUCCGUCACAUUUCUGAUACCUCUCGCACCUCCCUCCCGUCUUUCGCAUCCCCCUCACCUGCGCACCGCACUCCGACGUCCUGUCGUCUUUUCAGCUCCUGUCCAGUUCUCUCAGAGUCUGGAUCUCCUCCCCGUCCCCCUUCCCCUGCACCCGUCCGCCGUUAAUCUCAAAGCCUGGCGCUCCCUCUUUCCCUCUCCUGCCCAACAACGCUCGGCAGAAUCCACCUCCCGCGAUGCCGUGCGAAAGCUGGGCCUACCACGACCGCACGUGCCUCGACAUCUGCCCCUUCUGCGAGAGCUGCAUCAAAGACUGCCGCUGCUCCCACUGCGGGAGCUGCGUCACCUAUUGCCCUUGCCACGAUGACCCCGAUGAUACCGGAUGGCUCUGCAGCGACCGCGAAUGCGCCAUCGGCCGCGACAACCGCCGCGUCCGCGUUCAUCCCUGCGAGCUGUGCGACCGCAUCCACUGUGUACCUUGCAAGUGCGGUAUCUGGUGCAGUUUCGUCUGUGCGUGUCCGCACUGUUCGGAUUGUCUCUAUUCCUGCGAUUGCCACGAGAUGAAAGACGGCCGCAAGCUGUGCAGUGAACAGUCCUGCCCCGUCGGAGGAGUCACACUCGACAAAUGUUUGGCGUGCGCGACGCAUCGACGUCGAUGUCCUGCGCGUGAGUGCAAGCGGUGCGACUUUCCGUGCGCGUGCACGACCUGCGACAAGUGCAAAUACUCGGCCUGCGAGUACAAACAUUACCAUCCGGGCCGUAACGAGACCCACAUCAUGUGUAAUGACCACUCGUGUCGGAAACGCUACCGUCUCUGGAGUGCGACUGGCUGAGUCAGGUGCGCACCUUCCGCAUCAACGUUCUGCGUCUUCGACGAUCGAGACCCCCAGCGCGUCGACCGCUAUAUCAGCCUUCCUAAACCCAAUUGCUUCCCAAUCCCAGCGUUCAGUGAUAGACAACCGUGUAGUAUUCGCUAGAAAUCGGGUCACUAAAAGUGUUAGGCGUCACGUCACAUAGAAUGUAGUAACGCGGAGUAGAUGCGUGUUAGAGACUUGAAGUUUCC
Molecule: messenger RNA, 1131 nt
Organism: Cutaneotrichosporon oleaginosum
Lineage: Eukaryota; Fungi; Basidiomycota; Tremellomycetes; Trichosporonales; Trichosporonaceae
Source: RefSeq, a predicted model, not a curated record